GGUGCAUUUCCCCUGUUAACUUCUUUUCCCCUUUCACAGGUGCUGUUUCAUCUGAAGAAAUAAUUAAAUAUGCCCACAGGAUUAGUGCCAGCAACGCUGUUUGUGCUCCUCUGACAUGGGUACCAGGGGACCCACGCAGGCCAUAUCCUACAGAUUUGGAGAUGAGGAGUGGCCUUUUGGGUCAGAUGAACAACCCAUCCACUAACGGAGUUAAUGGACACUUGCCAGGGGAUGCACUUGCAGCAGGCAGAUUGCCAGAUGUGCUUGCUCCUCAAUAUCCCUGGCAGUCAAGUGAUAUCUCAAUGAACAUGCUACCUCCUAAUCAUAGCAAUGACUUUAUGUUGGAGCCUCCAGGGCACAAUAAAGAAAAUGAAGAUGAUGUAGAAGUUAUGUCAACAGACUCCUCAAGCAGCAGUAGUGACUCAGAUUAAGUACCGAAAAGGGACAACAUCCCAACCAAAUAGACUUUUAUUUCCUCUGGUGAAGGCGAGUUGGACACUGUUCAUCAAAAGCUGCAAUACCAGCCUGAUACGUUGGCUUCACUGUGCAGUGAGAAGACACAGCCUGUUUAGAUCUAGGAUGGUGAUGUUAAAAUGGUAAACUUUUUGUUGCUCUAGAUAUCAUCCACUAGAUGCUCAAUUAAAACAAGCAAAAAUUGGUGGUAACCUUUUGUCGGGGAGAGCUUUGCCAGCUUUCCAGUGAUUGUUUUUUGUAAACUGUAUUUUUUUACUAUGCAUUAGACAAAAUAAGUUUCUGGAAAAGAAGCUGUAAGGGGAAUCCCCUUGGAUGUUUGUUAAUAACUUCACUCUUUUGAUAAUAGCCUUUCUAUUAAGGCACAAAAAAUGUGUCCAGCUGUGUAGAUUUUAAAAGUUGGCUGCUUUGUUAGCUACUGCCAGAACUCAAGUGUUUGAUCAUCUUAUGUGUUAUGAGAACAAAAAUGUGAUGUGACCAUAAGCUGUUAUACAAAAAUAUUUUUGUAAUUAUUAUAAUAUAUAGUGAAUUUGUUGUUAUAAAUAAAAAACUCAACUUUGAUGUA
Terrapene triunguis (Three-toed box turtle) is the source of this 1036-nucleotide messenger RNA. RefSeq names its product mediator of RNA polymerase II transcription subunit 4-like. The annotation marks the transcript as partial. The record is from RefSeq and is a predicted model, not a curated record. Gene Ontology annotation, biological process: regulation of transcription by RNA polymerase II. Gene Ontology annotation, molecular function: transcription coregulator activity. NCBI's taxonomy places the organism in Eukaryota, Metazoa, Chordata, Testudines, Emydidae. Gene Ontology annotation, cellular component: mediator complex; core mediator complex. The transcript is spliced from 3 exons.